CAGCAGAGGGAGGAAUACUCUGUAUCGUCUACUCGUCACUUCCGCUUUAAAGACAAAAUGGGUGGCGCCAAAGCUUGACAACAAAGCGGUUGUUUGUAACUGAAAGGAAUCCUCCGCGUUCAUUUAAUCUUUCCUUUUACCGCUUCUCAUGUUUUUUCGGAGCUAAAGAAAGACGUGAGUUUGCCAGUUUGGCUGAAAGUUUUCCUCUGGAGCCGCACAAAUGUCAACAUGGCUGCGAAGACGGACCAGCUUCUCAUCGUUGUCUCCAUUCUAGAAGGCCGCCACUUCCCCAAGAGCCCCCGGCUGAGUCUGGUGGUUCAGGCCAGCUUUGAUGGAGAGCAGCUGGCGACGGACCCGGUGGAGCACCGAGAGCAGCCACAGUUCAGCACGGAGCUGGCCUGGGAACUGGACCGCAGGACUCUGCACCAGCACAGGCUGCAGAGGACCCCCAUCAAGCUUCAGUGUUUUGCUGUGGACUCCGUCAGUCAGACGAGAGAGACCGUGGGCUACAUCAUCCUGGACCUGAGAUCAGUCCAGGAAGUCAGACAGGAUCCUCGCUGGUUUCCUCUGCUGAGCAGUAAAUACACCAAACAGAGACCUGCUCUCCUCCUCAGCAUGGUGGUGGAGAACGACUCCAAGGCCUCCCAGCCCUCACCUGAUAGGUUCAGAGCCAAGAAGGCCCCGCCCCGCCAAGGUUCCUCCUCGGUUACUGAUCUCCUCCCAGAGAAGCUGGAGGCCACGCUGGUUCCAGACCAGGGUUAUCAUCAAGUGGGACCCGCUGGUCUCUGCAGCGACAUGUUCGUCCUGUCCGUCACCGUGGCCUUCGCCACCAAGCUGGAGCAGCUCAUCCCCAGCUCUACCAAACUGUCUGCUGAGGACUCCGGCUUCUUCUUCUACUAUUCUUUACUUGGUAACGACAUCACCAGUGAGCCGUUUCACAACCUGCUGAGGCCCGACUUCGAGCCGGAGCGCGCCUCUGUGCGCAUCCGCAGCAGCAAACAGGUCCUUCAGGCCUUCCUGUCCCAGCAGCCCAGUUUACAGAUCCACCUGUGCUGUGGGAACCACUCUCUGGGCAGCGCCGAUGUUUCCCUCUCAGCUCUGGCUGCUGUGUCUUUGGAUCUGGAGAACAGGGUGUCCACGGUGGAGGGAGCGUUUGUUCUGCAGCCACCGAAACGCAUCAACCUGCCUCCUCUACCUGCCGACCUGCAGCCAACGCUCGGAGUGGCAGUUACCUUACGGAGAGAGGACGUUCCGCCACAGUCAGUAAGGAGUAAAGAUGGUCCUGGAGCUCCAUCACACCCCGUUCCUCCUCCAGCUGCUCCUCCUGCUGAACAGCGACCCCGCAGCGCCUCUCCUGAGCAUGCUCCCCCUCCUCCUCCUCCUCCUCCUCUUCGUCCUCCGUCCUCUCACACAGAGAGUGAUGCUGAGAGUCUCCUGGAGGAGCGCAGAGAGCAGGCCAGGGUUUCAGCUGCAGGUGUUGAAUCUCCGCCCCCACCUGAGGCUGCUGCAGAAGGUGAAGCGCCAUCCGUCAGCAUCUCUGCUCCCAAAGUGUCCAUCCCCUCCUCCGCCCAUCACUACUGCUUCUCCCUGGACCUCCGCAGCCUGGGAAAGCUCAGCUGGCCUCACCCCAUCGCCGCUACGCUCAGGUAUUCUUACCGGUUCUUUGGUAGUGCAGCUCCCAUCAUGACCAACCCUCCCGUGGAGCUGCAGAGGAACAUGGAGGUGUCUCUGCCCCAGUCCUACUGUGCCUUUGACUUCGCCGCCCUUCCUCAUCAGCUGCAGGACACCUUCCUCAGAGUUCCUCUGGUGGUGGAGGUCUGGCACAGAGGCUCCACCAGCAGAGACCAGCUGAUUGGACAAGCUUCCAUUCAGCUGUCUCACCUGCUGACCUCAGAGAGGACCAGAAUCCUGGGAGCAACGGGAGAACCGGGCUGGAGACAGACUCACCAGGACCGGAUCCCUGUGGUCCAGACUCAGCGCUCCACAGAGAAGGUGGCAGAGCUGAGCUACGUGGCGGCGCUGGACGACCUCGGUUUCAUCAGCGUGAAGGAGAUCAUCGUGUCGGACUCGUCGCAGAAUGAACUUCCAGCCCGCACAAAGCCGUUUUCUCACCCAGCAGCCACCGGCCCUGCGGCCCCCUCAGCGACGCAGGGGCUGACGGCCCCCAGAGACACCCUGGAGUACCGUACGGCCCUGGAGCUAGAGCUGUGGAAGGAGGAGCAGGAGGAUCUGUUCGAUGAUCGGCUGAGGAAGAAGGAGCUGAGACACAUGCAGGCGCUGGCGGAGGAAUGGAAGAAGAGGGACCGAGAGAGGGAAGCUCUGGUCAAGAAGAAGGAGGUGGAGUACAACCUGCUGGAGGAGAAGCUGCAGAAGACUCUGUCCGAUCUGGAGAAGAGAGAGAAGCAGCUGGCUGAAGCUGAGCUGCAGACUCAGCGGCUGCAGAGGGAGCUGCGAGCGGAGCACGAUCUGACCCAGAAGGAGCUGCAGGAGAGCAGCAGGAGGCAGCAGCGGGAGUGCGACCACCGGGUGGCGCUGGAGAGGGAGAAAGUGAGGCUGAUGGAGGAAGAGCGGAGCCGGCUGCUGCAGCAGAUUGCAGACGGCGAGUCUCGAUACAAACAGCUGGAGAAAGAGUUUCAGCUCUACAGGGAGCAACAGAACGUCAGACCGGAGUUCAGACUGCAGUCGGAGGUCAACCUGCUGACUCUGGAGAAGGUGGAGCUGGAGAGGAAGCUGGAGUCCACCAUUAAGUCCAAGCUCCACUACAAGCAGCACUGGGGACGCACCUUGAAGGAGCUGGCUCGACUCAAACAGCGGGAGCAGGAGAACGCCAUGAUGCGUCUGAAGAAGCAGCAGGCUGAGCUGGAGGCCAUGAGGCUGCGUUACCUAGCAACAGAGGAGAAGGAGGCGGUCCGGCAGGACAAACAAGAGCUGGACAGCAUCAGGAACGAACUCAACAGAUUAAAAAAGCAGGAGGAAAGGUUAGGCCCCGCCUCUCAUGAACCUGACCCCGCCCCCAGCCUGAGCCUGAAUGAGUGUGCAGAGGAACACCUGAGUCGUCUCCUGGAGGAGAGAGACACGCUGCUGAGGACGGGGGUGUACACUCACGAAGACCGAAUCAUCACCGAGCUCAACAGACAGAUACAAGACGCCAUGAGAGACAGACGGACGCUGUGACACCUGAGGCUGCAAUCAGAGACAAGCUCAGACCUGAGGCUGCAGCGUCCAAUCAGAGACAAGCUCAGACCUGAGGCUGCAGCGUCCAAUCAGAGACAAGCUCAGACCUGAGGCUGCAGCGUCCAAUCAGAGACAAGCUCAGACCUGAGGCUGCAGCGUCCAAUCAGAGACAAGCUCAGACCUGAGGCUGCAGCGUCCAAUCAGAGACAAGCUCAGACCUGAGGCUGCAGCGUCCAAUCAGAGACAAGCUCAGACCUGAGGCUUCAGCAGCCAAUCAGA
Messenger RNA from Melanotaenia boesemani (Boeseman's rainbowfish), 3453 nucleotides. Its product is annotated as centrosomal protein of 120 kDa. The transcript is spliced from 20 exons. Gene Ontology annotation, biological process: interkinetic nuclear migration; positive regulation of centriole elongation; centrosome cycle. NCBI's taxonomy places the organism in Eukaryota, Metazoa, Chordata, Actinopteri, Atheriniformes, Melanotaeniidae. Bases 229 to 3174 code for a protein of 981 amino acids. Gene Ontology annotation, cellular component: centrosome; centriole. The record is from RefSeq and is a predicted model, not a curated record.